GCACUUUUAAUAAUGAAAAUUCCAAAUAUACUGAAUUAUUUUUAGCAGCAAAAUGGAUAAUUCCAACGUAGAUCUGCAAGUGUCUGAUGAAAAUAAUGAUUUACCACCGCCACUCAGUUUACUUGGCGAUGCCGCAUCUAGAGCAGCCAAAAUUAAUUUCGCACCUGCCCCCCUUGAAGAACUUACUGCUCCAAAAUCCAUUGGUGAUUUGUGUAAAGUAGCAGCUGCACAACAAAAAGAGCAACAAGCCUUGCUUAAACAACACCAAGAUCUUAUCGACAGGAUUAAAAAACUCGACUCAUACAUUGAGGAAAAAAAGAAGGAAAAGGCAAAUCUCAUGCACGAUUUAUCAUUGACUAGCGAAGACUACAAGAUAGCGGCAAAACCUUUGAUUAAAGCAGUCAAAAAGUAUUCCACCUGCCUAGACAUGCAAAUUAGUAUCAACCAACAUGAAAAUGAACAAUUCUUUGUGGCUGCAGUUAAAUUUUCCACUAAACCACAAAGUAAACCAAUCAAUUUUAUAAUUGAUUUGAAAAACAGAAAUAUUUUAGAUUUUGAUGCUGAAACUGCCUUGGGUGCAGAUGAAGCUGGGAAAUUGAAGCAACAAGCAAAGACUGAAGACGGUUGGGAUCUUGAUAUAGUUUUAAAGAAAUUGAAGGAUUCUUCAAUUUAAUUAUAGUCAUUGUUUGUUUAAUUUCUGAUAUCUUCUUGAUAAAAGUGCAGUAUAGCUUGGUCACCUGACACCUGAAAUGUUUUUUUUCUUCUGAUUAUAUGUUUUAAUAUAAUAUAUUCUUAUGAUUCA
Ceutorhynchus assimilis (cabbage seed weevil) is the source of this 802-nucleotide messenger RNA. The record is from the annotation of a GenBank genome assembly. Lineage: Eukaryota; Metazoa; Arthropoda; Insecta; Coleoptera; Curculionidae.